Molecule: messenger RNA, 2799 nt
Organism: Tetrahymena thermophila SB210
Lineage: Eukaryota; Ciliophora; Oligohymenophorea; Hymenostomatida; Tetrahymenidae
Product: Serine/Threonine kinase domain protein
Exons: 7
Biological process (GO): protein phosphorylation; mitotic DNA damage checkpoint signaling
Cellular component (GO): cytoplasm; nucleus
Molecular function (GO): ATP binding; protein serine/threonine kinase activity
Source: RefSeq, a predicted model, not a curated record
UUAAUUUAAUUAUUAAAAACUAUAAGAAGGGAGUUUGAAUGGAUAACAAUAUUAAUAAUUUAUUUUGCUAAAAAUUAGAAAGUAAACAAACUAAUUUACUAAAAAUUAAUUUCAAACAUAAUGAAUAAGCUAAAACUUGGAACUUCUUAAAGUGCUAGCGUCCUCAACGACUCUAGUUAAUAAAAUAGAUUUAAUGGAAUAUCACCUAUUUUAGAAAGAAAACAAAAUAAAUCGAUUACUGAUAAGGCGUUAGCAUUUGAAGAAGAUAGAAUUUAAAAAAUUAACUCUGUUUAUAAUAAGUAACUGAUCGCAAAAAAAAUGAAUAAGAUUAUGAAUGAAAGAUCUAGAGAAACUGAUUUAAAUAGAGGGUUACUUGUGAGCGCUGAUUUCAAAGUUAAUAAUCCUAAUGGAUUCACAGUUUCUUCUAGUGAUACUGUAGAAAUCAAAAGCAUUAUUAAAAAUUUGAAGGAAGAAGGAACUCUUCCAAGGGUUAAAAAAUUUGAUGAAGAUUUAAAAUUUACCAAAUCGAAUCAACAAUUUAAUAACAUUACAGCAACUGAACAUAAACCUUAAUUUUCUUAGAUGUCUAAUCCUUAUGCAAAGAAUAUCCAAGAUUUUAAAAAAAUGAAGUCUGUUUAAUAAUAAAACAUCCAAAAGAUAAACGAUAAUAUAUAGAGACUAGCAAUGCUAUAAGACAAUCUAAAAAAGGGAAACUUAGAAUUCUUAGGCAAUACAAAUAAUAGAUAACCUUCUGCCAAAUAAAAUAAUAUUGUGCCAGUAGCCUCAGAAAAGUCAAUUAGAUAAGAAAAGAAUAUGAAUUAAUAAAAUUUAAAUUAGCAUUAAUUAUUUUCUUAAUAACAAAAUCACUAAAACUAGUAGCAGCUAUAUUAUUAAUAAAGUAGUUAAAAUAUUAGCAAUUAAAAUUAAUUAAAUGCAUCAAUUUAAUAAUCCCUUCUGCCAUAACUUUCCUAUAAAAAAUAUCCUUCUGAGAUAAUAAAGCCUUAUCUCUCUAAAUAAAACUUAAAAGUAUAAAUCAAUAAACAAAAGGCUGCUGUUCUUAUAAACAAUGUGAAUUAACUAGAAAAUAAAAUUAGAUGUUAGUCCUCAACAUUUAUCCCAUUUCCAAAAGAUGGCUAUUUGCAAUAGUUCUAGAAAGACUUAUAAAAAUAAAAUCCCAACCAAAAAAAAUCCUACCAGUCACCAAAUAAUGCAAUAAAGGGAGAUUAGUUAAAUUUCAAAAAUAAUUUUAAAGAAAUAAUUGCUUUAAGCGAAGAAGAGACAAAGCUUUAUGGAUCAAGAUGUCCUUAGGGGUAUGAAAAAAUAGAAAUCUUAGGAAAAGGAGGGUUCUCUGUUGUUUGGUUGUGUAAAAGCUCAAAAACACAGUAAAAAGUGGCAGUAAAAUAAAUAGUCAACAAGAAUAACUAAGAAUCUAUUCAAAGAGAGCUUAAGCUUCUACAAAAUUUCUAUAAUGAUGAUGGUUAACCAAAAGCUUAAUAUUAAAAUGAUUAGAGAUUAAAAAACCUUAUUGGUUUAGUUGAAGUUAUCAAAGACUCUAAAGACACUUGGAUAAUAUUUGAGUUAGGUGGAUCAACAUCAGCUAAGCUAUUUUAUGGAUUGAAUGGGGAUUUUCAUAAUAAUGAGAGAAUUUAUAAAAUUAAUUUUUAGCAAUCAUAUUAUGAUUUCAUUUAACUUGAAAACAAUCUAAUGGCUUAGUUUAUAUAUAAAGUUGCUUCUGCUCUUUCUCUUUUAAGUGAGAAUAAACUUAUACAUUGUGACAUUAAGCCAGAAAAUAUUUUAAUUAAUUAUAAAUCUGAAGGAAAUUAAAAAUUCAAUCUAGAGUAAGUUGCCUUGAUUGAUUUUGGAUCUGUAGUUAGUUAUCAUGAAAAGGGUACAAUAAAUUUAGCAACUAUAGAAUACAUGCCUCCUGAAGUAAUUAACUAAAUUAUCAACGAAAACAAUCGCAUUAAAAAUAAUAAUCACACUAUGAUUUAAAACUUGUAAGGGUCUUUAGACACAAUAGAUGUUUGGUCUUUUGGAGCUUCCCUUCUUGAAUUGUUAACUGGAUUGCCUUAGUGGUUGAGCUAUAAAUGUAGAGUUUCAUACAAAGAAAAAACAGUUAUCAAGACAGGGAUAUUUUCAAUUAGAAAUCAAGACUUUGAGAAGCUCUUGCAAAAAUAAAAAGCUAUAAAUGAAAUACUACCAGCAUAUUUAACAAACAUAUUAUCUUAAUUUGAUAAUUAGGAAAAAGGAGAACUUCUAUUAGAUUUAAUUAUUUAAAUGCUUAAGAUUAAUCCACAAGAAAGAAUUAAAUCCCACGAAAUAUUAAAACAUCCUUUUAUAAACAGUAAAUGUUCUUAGUCUUAAAUUGAUAAGUGCAGAGCAAAUGUUUAGGAAAUGUUAAAUAAAGAAGAUAAUUAAAAUUUAGGCUAAUUAUCUGAUAAUCCUAAUUAAUUUAAGAAUCUUUUAAAUCAGAAUAAAGAAAAUUUAAUACCAUAAUUAUCAAACUACGCUGAUACAAAUAAUAGUAAAUCUAGAAGUUAGUCUUUAGAAAAUAUUCCUGACUCAACAAAAUACUACUACGACAAAAAAUUUGUCAUAAAGAGCUUAAAUAAAAAAAGCUUUCAUGAUCUAUCAUCGAUUACAAAAAACGAGAGAAAUAAAAGCAGCAUAUUAAUAAAUUAAGACUAUCAAAUUAAAUGUGGUGAAAAUUCGAUAUAUAGUCCAAACAUAUCAAUUUAAGAAAUAGAAGCUCCUCACAUUUAAUAAAAUUAAUUUUCUCCUCAAAAAUUAGCAAAUUGA